This is a messenger RNA of Kwoniella botswanensis, 1590 nucleotides long. RefSeq lists its product as uncharacterized. Gene Ontology annotation, cellular component: membrane. The transcript is spliced from 13 exons. The coding region runs from base 1 to 1590 and encodes 529 amino acids. Gene Ontology annotation, molecular function: secondary active monocarboxylate transmembrane transporter activity. NCBI's taxonomy places the organism in Eukaryota, Fungi, Basidiomycota, Tremellomycetes, Tremellales, Cryptococcaceae. Gene Ontology annotation, biological process: plasma membrane lactate transport. The record is from RefSeq and is a predicted model, not a curated record.
AUGUCACACGUAGAGAGUGGUAAAUUGCACGACCACAACUCAGAGGAAUAUGCUCCACAGGUCCAUCGUCAUUCCGCGUCCGUCAAGGAUCAGCUGGCCACAUGGCACGCUAAUCGAGGGGAUAAAUCGUUCGUCAGAGCGAUGAUUCCUUCGUUUAAAGGUACUUAUCCAGGUGAAGCACCUACUACCAAAAACCCUAUCAAGCUUGUCAGGAUGGUUUCACCCUUUGCGUGGCUCAUGUUCUUCUCUGGAUGGUUCUGCUGGACUAUGGAUGGAUUCGAUUUCUUCGCUGUGUCGCUCACUCUCGAUUCACUCGCUGAACAAUUCGAAGUCAAGCCAGCAAAGAUCACUACAGCUAUCACUUUGACACUUCUAUUCCGUUCACUUGGAGCAGUCAUCUUCGGUAUCUUGUCCGAUCGAUACGGACGAAAAUGGCCCUUAGUGAUCGUGAUGAUCCUCAUUAUGGCUUUCGAGUUAGGAUCAGGAUUCUGUAACACCUAUAAGCAGUUCUUGGCUGUCCGAUCAUUAUUUGGGAUAGUGAUGGGAGGUGUCUGGGGCGCUGCCGCCGCAACCGCACUCGAGAACGUUCCUGCCGAUGCGAGAGGUCUUCUGUCCGGUAUGCUCCAACAAGGAUACGCCGUCGGAUAUCUCCUCGCUGCUGUAAUCAACCUUACCAUCGUCCAAUACAGUAAAUACCACUGGCGAUCCUUGUACUUCUUCGGUGCCGGUUUCUCUUUACUUGCUGCUAUUAUCAGAGCAUUGCUUCCGGAAUCAAGGCAAUUCAUCAUUGCCAGAGAAGAAGCCAAAGCUAGGGGUCUCACUGCCAAGGAAACGACCAAGAACUUCCUCAGAGAGUUGGGUACUAUGUUCCGGACCAAUUGGUUGCGAUGGAUCUGGGCUGUAUGCCUCAUGACGUUCUUCAACUUCUUCUCACACGGAAGUCAAGAUUUAUACCCUACUUAUCUCAAGACUACCAAACAUCUUUCCGCCAAACUCGCUUCUAAGGCUACCAUCAUUUCCAACUGCGGUGCCGUAGUAGGUGGAACAAUCGCUGGAUACGCCAGUCAAUACACCGGAAGGCGAUUCGCUAUCCUCGUUUGUGCUUGUUGGACAGCUGCUUUCUUGCCAUUAUGGAUCUUGCCUACCUCCUUUGGCGGUCUUGCUGCUGGUGGAUUCUUUGUCCAAGCUGGUGUACAGGGUGCUUGGGGUGUGGUUCCCAUCUACUUGGGAGAAGUCAGUCCUCCUGCUUUCCGAGCUUUGUUCGCUGGUCUCUCUUACCAACUUGGUAAUAUGGCAAGUUCCGGAGCAGCUCAGAUCGAAGCCGAUGCAGGAUCCUCCCUCAAGCUCGCUGGAACCAAUAUCCCCGAUUAUGCAGCUAUCACCGGUAUCCUUCUCGGGGCAGUCAUCGCAUGGGGUAUUAUCUGUGUCAUCUGUGGUCCCGAAGCCGAUGGAUCUCACUUCGAACAAGCUAAAGUCGCCUAUCAACGAGGUGGUGGUGACGCUGAUCCCACUGAAAUGUUUGAUCAUGAUAAACCUGAGCAACACCACAUCGAAAAAGCUCAGGCUGUCGAGCAUCAGGAGCUCAGAUAA